AGAGGGAGAGAGAGAGAGUGGAAAUCGCUUCAACCACGACCUCUUAUUACAUUCAAUCCAUCACUUCAUGCUAGAGAGUUUUUUCGAAGCUGUUCAGAAGACAGAAAAGGAGAGACAUCAUAUGUGUUGUCAGAACUCCGGAAAUGGUGGUUAAUUGCAGAAUAGAUGAGAGCUGCGUUUUCUGGUGGAAGAGGGAGAAAAUGAGAAGGACCGCAACUCCAAAAUCUCAUAGAAACGGCUUCUAGCUACUGCAAGUUUCUUCCAAUGACACUCCUCCCUCUGGGUGUUCUUCUCCUUGCCGCUAUCAGUCCUGUCUUCUCGGAAGCCGCAGCAAACAACACGUUCCGGCCCGGCGAAGAGCUUCGGAAGUACAGGAGGAUAAGAGCCCAUGUCAAGAGGCUGAACAAGCCACCUGUGAAGACAAUUCAGAGUCCGGACGGUGAUCUCAUAGACUGUGUGCUCUCUCAUCUCCAACCCGCAUUUGAUCACCCCAGACUGAAAGGAUUGAAACCUCUGGAUCCGCCGGAGAGACCCAGAGGCCAUAAUCCAGCUGGCACCAUAACCGAUGACAGCUUCCAGUUGUGGCGGACUUCCGGGGAGUCAUGUCCGGAUGGAACUGUUGCCAUCAAGAGGACGAAAGAAGAAGACAUCUUGCGUGCCAGCUCAGUGAAGAGAUUUGGCAGGAAGCCAGCAGUGAGAACAAGGCAUGACUCUGAGAGCAGCGGGCAUGAGCAUGCAGUCGGGUAUGUCGUGGGAGAUCAAUACUAUGGCGCGAAAGCAAGCCUAAAUGUGUGGGCACCUAAGGUCUCCAGUCCUGAUGAAUUCAGCUUAUCACAGAUAUGGCUCAUCUCCGGAACUUUUGGCAGUGAUCUGAACACCAUCGAAGCUGGAUGGCAGGUGAGUCCGCAGCUGUAUGGUGAUACUUCUCCAAGGUUCUUCACCUACUGGACGAGCGAUGCAUAUCAAGCAACGGGAUGCUAUAACCUUCUCUGUUCGGGUUUCAUUCAAACCAAUAACAUGAUCGCCAUCGGAGCUGCAAUCUCUCCGGUGUCAGCCUACAGUGGCGGCCAGUACGAUCUCAGUCUCCUCGUGUGGAAGGAUCCAGACCACGGGAACUGGUGGCUGGAGCUGGGAACAGGUGUGCUGUUAGGCUACUGGCCCUCGUUCCUGUUCACCCACUUGUCGGAGCAUGCGAGCAUGGUACAGUUCGGAGGAGAAAUCGUGAACACGCAGCCGCUGGGGCUCCACACCUCCACCGAGAUGGGCAGCGGACAUUAUGCCGGGGAAGGCUUCGGGAAAGCUUCUUAUUUCCGCAGCUUGCAGGUUGUGGACUGGGACAAUAGCUUGAUCCCUGUACCAAAUCUACGGGUGCUUGCGGAUCAUCCAAAUUGCUACGACAUACACGGCGGAAUCAACCGGGUGUGGGGGAACUACUUCUACUACGGCGGCCCAGGAAGAAGCCACAGAUGCUCUUGAUCAAGCGAGGUUUACUCGAGAAUUUUUUUGUCCAAGAUAUUUGUUUCUUCUCCUCAUGUUUCCUUCUCUGUUUCUCAUCUACUUUCAUGGAAUCUGGAUUGCCAAAUGUAUACAGCUUCAGAGGCCUGUAAAUGUUGGGAAAUAUAUUGGAGAAUUA
This is a messenger RNA of Musa acuminata subsp. malaccensis (wild Malaysian banana), 1633 nucleotides long. Its product is annotated as protein neprosin. The record is from RefSeq and is a predicted model, not a curated record. Lineage: Eukaryota; Viridiplantae; Streptophyta; Magnoliopsida; Zingiberales; Musaceae.